Messenger RNA from Aureobasidium vineae, 552 nucleotides. NCBI's taxonomy places the organism in Eukaryota, Fungi, Ascomycota, Dothideomycetes, Dothideales, Saccotheciaceae. The record is from the annotation of a GenBank genome assembly.
AUGGUCGACCAGAAGCACUCUGAACAACUUACUGAUACUGAGAUCUAUGUCUCAGACACCGAGGCGAGCCGAGGGCCAAGAGAGACCGUGGUCGUCAAGCCAAUCAAGACCUGGAAAGGCUAUCUCUGGGAUACUUGGGAACUGCCGCCAGAUCAACGCUGGCUUCUGUUCAAGGUGGACGCAUUCGUCUUGACUUUCGCCUCGCUCGGCUACUUUCUCAAGAACAUCGACCAGACCAACGUCAACAAUGCCUUCCUGAGCGGCAUGAAGGAAGACUUGAACAUGUAUGGGAAUGAGCUAGUGACGAGUCAGUACCUGAACCAUCAAUUCCACCAAGCCACGCUCACCCAUCAUUGCAGGUNNACAUCGAUCUGGACCGUCGGUUAUGUGAUUGGUCAGAUCCCGUCGAAUCUGCUUCUGACACGAGUGUCUCCGCGUUGGAUUAUACCGUCUCUUGAAGUGGGCUGGGGUAUUGCUACCAUAUGCACAUCCCGUGUUGAAUCGUACAAGGCGCUGUACGCUCUGAGGUUUCUCGUAGGCUUCUUUGAGUGA